Messenger RNA from Racocetra persica, 723 nucleotides. Lineage: Eukaryota; Fungi; Glomeromycota; Glomeromycetes; Diversisporales; Gigasporaceae. The record is from the annotation of a GenBank genome assembly.
AUGACUUCAGUCCGGUCGAACAAUAGCUUUUCCAACUCGGAUGUCGCCACGCUUACAAGUUUUGGUUAUAGACCUGGUGAAGAGGAUAAUGAAAAUGUAAUAUCAAAAAUAUUUCAACGCGUAAAAAGUUCUUUCGCUGUAUCCCCUGGUACUCCGAAUGUAAACAAUUCUACAGAUCCUCUCGAAAAUUCUUCAACAAAUUCUUCUCAAGAUCCUGAUUUUGAACCUUCGAAAAGUACCUCGUCGCUAUUAUUACCAGAUAAAGAUAAUAAAGGUUUUAAACACGGUGUCACCCCUGCUCCCCCCGUCGUCUCAAUAGAACCUUUCCUUGGAAGUGCCCCAUCAAAGCUUAAAUUAGAGUCUACGGACAAUGUUCAAGACCAUGUUAAUGGUACUGUAAAUGGGAUCAAUACUACUUCAAGUUUAGUUAAUGGUUCUACCAACCAACAAAAUUCUCAGGAGGGUCUCGAUGCAACGUGUCAAGACACGUAUCCUAUUUAUAAAGAUGUUUCGGAUACCCGAUCUAUACAAUCUGUUCAGGCUACUGCAUCUACUGCUAAUAAUUCUGGCUAUUCAUUUAGUAAAGUUAUCAGAAGGUUACGUGGUGAAGGCGUAAAUAGAGGUUAUUGGAUGGCCGAUGAUACUUGUAAAGAAUGUUAUGAUUGUAAAACUACCUUUACCUUAGUUCGAAGAAAACACCAUUGUCGUAUAUGUGGCAAGUAA